Messenger RNA from Neoarius graeffei (lesser salmon catfish), 2038 nucleotides. RefSeq names its product gliomedin (gene gldn). The record is from RefSeq and is a predicted model, not a curated record. Gene Ontology annotation, biological process: signal transduction. Gene Ontology annotation, cellular component: cell surface. The transcript is spliced from 10 exons. Bases 96 to 1775 code for a protein of 559 amino acids. Lineage: Eukaryota; Metazoa; Chordata; Actinopteri; Siluriformes; Ariidae.
UUUCAACUUUUUUUCCCCUCAUUUAGUCAUUCCUCUUUUUUUUCUUCACCACUUUUGCCUCAAAUCUCUGAGGGUUUUCUUUCCCGGGGCUCCAGAUGAAGACGUCGCCGUCGUCCCCCCAGUUGUCGUGGACGUUCCACUGGACGCUGGGCAUCAUCAGCGUGCUCACGCUGCUAAACUCAACCGGAUUUAUGCUGCUCCUUCUCCAGAGCCGAGAGUUUGGAAAUCGGAUGGAUGUGGUGGAGUCUCGGCUAGAGGAAAUCUCUCAGAGCUCGGUGGUGGAGUUCAUGACAGAGAUGAGCAGAAGUCAGCAGGAAGAUCUGCAACAAAACUCCAGAAAUAAAAGGAGUCAGGAGCUGGAGGAAGCUCAGGCUCUGGAGCAGAAACUUCAGCUGGAACUGGAGGAGAAACUGGCCGAGGUUUCAGGAGAUGGAACCAGAGAAGAAGUGUUGAGUAACGAGGAGAAGAACAUUCAGGAGCAGCCGGACUUCUAUCACAGGACAGUGCAGCACAAUGGGAUGAUGAUGAUGAUGACGUACUCCAUGUUGCCGGUUAAAGUGUUAUUAGACAUCUGUAACAGCACUAAAGGAGUUUGUCUCAUUGGUCCUCCAGGACCUCCAGGUGUGCCAGGUGUGGAUGGAAUGCCAGGAUACAACGGGACAGACGGAAUUCCCGGUUUGCCAGGAGAAACUGGAGCACCCGGUAAACGAGGAAAAAAAGGCCCUCCCGGUGAAAAAGGUGAUCCAGGUGAGGCAGGUAUGAAAGGUGACCCGGGACCACGUGGUGAAAAGGGAGAACCUUCUAAUGAUGUGAUUGUAGAAGGUCCUCCUGGCCCCGCAGGACCCCCUGGAGCUCCAGGUCUGAUUGGCCCACCUGGGCCUCCAGGCCCACCGGGACCAGCCAGAAACAGAAACCAGAGAGCUCACCUGCACACCGACCAUGCACAGGAAGGUUUCAUUCAUGCCGUUUCAAAUGAUCCGAUGAUGAGUCAAGGACCAGGGAACCACAGAAAGACUUCAAAAAACGAGUGCAUUAUAAAGUCAGUACAGGAACCGAGGAACCUGGCGAAGAUGGCGAGCACAUUUGGAACCUGGCUGAAAGACACAGCAGUGGGAGAUGAUGAGAAGAUCUGGGUAGCAGAACAUUUCUCAGGUCGCAUCAUUAAGGAGUUCAGCAGCAUCGCCGCAUGGCAGAACGGCAGCAGCAAGUCGAUCGACGUGAGGAAGUUCUUCCAAGGAUGCGGACAUUUAGUUCACAACAAGUCCAUUUAUUACCACAUCGCCGGAACCUACAGCAUCGCCAAAUAUAACCUUCAGACGAAGACGCUGCACACGCUGGCCAUCGAGAACGCUUUGUACCACAACCUGUCCUACCUGCUCCGAAACUCAAAGACCUACUUUAAAAUGGCGGCAGAUGAAAGCGGCCUGUGGCUCGUCUUCGCCUCGAGCAUCGACGAGAUCAUCAUGGUGGCACAGCUGGAUGAGAAAACGUUUUCUAUAGCGACGUACAUCAACACCAGCUACCCGAGAAGCAAAGCAGGAAACGCCUUCAUCGCAUGCGGCGUCCUCUAUGUCACGGACGUUAAAGACACCAGAGUGACCUACGCCUUCGAUCUCCUCAAACAGAAACCUCUCGACGUUAGCUUUGAUCUCUGGACUCCGCCCAGUGUCCUGUCCAUGAUGUCUUACAAUCCAAAAGAUCGCCGUUUAUACGUGUGGGACAGCAGACACGUCAAAUCCUACAAGGUCCAUUUUCUUUCCGAUGAAAUAAAUUAAUUACAGUUUUAUCUGUAAAGUGCCUCGAGUCCAAGAGAAAUUAUUUUCUUUCAAAAUUACUCUUCAUUAAUAACUGAGCAUUCGCAUCAAUCCCUUUUAUCCAAAUUGAUCUUAUUGCAAGACACGACCGUGGAAUAUAAUAAAAAAAAAUUAACAAUGAACGUCACGACCAAAUCACUCCAGUGGACUGCUCAUAUUUUUGUAUUGAAUUUUUUGUAAAUAUACAGUCCUGUGCAAAAGUCUUAGUCACGUGUAAAGAAAUG